AUGGAAGAUAUCUACGAUGAAUCAAAAUUGAAAGGUCAUAGAAGGAAAUUAAUCAAUACUACGAAUAGGAUCAUACUAUCAAAUCAUUACAAAAAACUAAGAGAGAAGAUUGUUGAAAACUUCGCUCAACCAGACAACACUGAUGUUUUAUUUAAGGAAUCCACUAGCAAAUCGUUAAAUAUCCCGUUUCAAGAAUUUCUAAAUCCCCAACAGCCAACCCUAUCAUACUCCAAUAUUUAUAUAAGAAAUUCAAUAGAAUUAUUAGUGCAUUCAUUAAUAACCUCAAUAUUGGUGGAAUUCAAUCUACGCUGUGCUCUUGAUCAAAAAUCGGUUGAUUAUUUAUUAGAUAUUGACUUAAAACAAAAUCCUCAGUUUGCUUCAUUAGAACAGUAUCGAGAGGAUUUUAAUUUUAUUAAAUCUUCGAGGUUUUUAAAUUAUUCCAAGUCAGAUGUUUCAAGGUUUGUUAAAAAUGAAUGUGUGAUUAGCUUCAAUCUGGUUGAGAUAAAUAAUAAUGAAUAUUUAACCAAGUUUAAAAACAUUUUUAAAAGCUAUGAAUCAGAUGAUACUAAAUUUAAGCACCUUAAUUUAUUAACCAAGUUAACCAAUGCAUUAAUUAGUUCUAGAACUUAUACCCCCGAUUUAAGCAUAUUCAAAUAUUUGUUAGACAAAUUUGAUCAGUAUGGUUUAUUAAACUAUCAAACACUAGUUGUUGAUUCUUUACCACCAUAUCAAUUCAUGAGAUCAGUUUUAUCAGAUUCAAGCCAAAUUAAGUCUCCAAAAAUAGCUCAAUCAUACCAGGCAUUAGUUGAGGAAGACCCAGAAAUACUAACUUCCUUGUUGAAAUACUACGUUAAGCAAGAUGAUGCGAAAGGAUUCAAAGAGUUAUUACAGUACUUCAGAUUGAACGAAAUUAAAGAGAAUAAUAAAUCUUUAUCCAACUCUGCCGCUGCCCCCUUUUUAUCCAAAUCAAGAUUUUCAAGCAAAUUCGCCGAAAUCAUGCCCACGAUUACUUUCAACUGUUCAAACCCUUUACUAAUUUCAAGCGAAGUUAUAUUAAUUGCCAUUGACGGUUGUAUAAAAUUUAAUUUGUUUGAAUAUAUCGAUCUAAUAUUUAAUAAGAGAGUAAUUUAUUCAACAAAAGAGAACAAUAAAAUCGCUCUCUGGUUGGGGAAAUCUUCGAAGGUGUCAGAAACAGAACAAGCAUUAUUAAUAUCAAAAGGUUUAACUCUAAAUGAGUUUGAACUGAAACUUUUCAAUAAGAAAAUUUUCAGCCUUUUAUUACAAGCAAGUGCAAAAUCAAAUGACUUAGGAAGAAUCAUGUGGUUAGUUCCUCAUCUAAAUGAAUAUUUAAAGAAUAAAUUACAGAAUGACGACUGCAAAAAUCAUAUUGAAUUUAUUAAGCAUCACGUCGCGAAUAACACUGAAACGUCAGAAGAGUUCACCGCAAAGGAUUCUUCGAGCCCGAUAGAUCUAGAGUUCAUUAGAACAAUCUACAAUACCUUAACGAUUUUGAAAGUCGAAGGUUUGGUAUUGACUUACGAUCGUAUCUUCGACUUUAAGUCGAUUGUUAAGUAG
Molecule: messenger RNA, 1575 nt
Organism: Hyphopichia burtonii NRRL Y-1933
Lineage: Eukaryota; Fungi; Ascomycota; Pichiomycetes; Serinales; Debaryomycetaceae
Exons: 2
Coding region: 1-1575 (524 amino acids)
Source: RefSeq, a predicted model, not a curated record